CUUUGUUAGACCACGAGGUAAACGUGGUUAAGGUUAUUAUAUGUUAUAUAUUUACAGUUGUGAGUUAUGAGAUAAAAGAAAACUCUGUUUAUUUUAAUUAUAUUUCCAGCUAAUUAAAAAUGUCCUCUGGAAGAAGACCUGAACACCAAGCUCCUCCGGAUAUUUAUUAUAAUGAAACUGAGGCCAAAAAGUAUACACAAAACUCCCGGAUGAUAGAAAUUCAAGUUCAGAUGACAGAAAGGGCCUUAGAACUAUUGAGUUUACCAGAGGAUGAACCGGCAUUGCUUUUGGAUUUAGGUUGUGGAUCUGGUUUGAGUGGAAGUGUUCUAGAAGACAAUGGCCACAUGUGGGUUGGACUUGAUAUUUCUAGAGCAAUGUUAGAAGUUGCAUUAGAAAGAGAAGUCGAAGGUGAUCUGGUACUCAGUGAUUUGGGCCAAGGUAUUCCCUUUCGAGCAGGUAUGUUUGACGGAGCUGUUAGCAUCAGUGCUUUGCAAUGGUUGUGUAAUGCUGAUCAAGCUACACAUAAACCUGCAAAAAGACUUUAUAAGUUUUUUUCAAUGUUGUAUACAUCAUUAAGUCGAACGGCUAGAGCAAUUUUUCAGUUUUAUCCUGAAAAUCCUGAUCAGAUAGAGUUAGUAACAACACAAGCAACAAAAGCGGGAUUUUUCGGAGGGCUUGUUGUUGAUUAUCCUAAUUCAACCAAAGCCAAGAAAUACUUCUUGGUUUUGAUGGUUUCGUCAAGUGCAGCUUUGCCUAAGGCAUUAGGAACCGAAAGUGAUAAUACCACUAUUGCUUUUUCAAAAGAUCGAGCAAAAUUCAAAAAAUUUCAUGGAAAACCUCUGAAAAAAAGUAAAGAUUGGAUUUUAGAAAAGAAAGAAAGGAGGCGAAGGCAAGGUCUUGCAACAAGAGAAGAAUCUAAAUACACUGCCAGAAGAAGAUGUGGGAAAUUUUAAUGUUUAAUAUUGUACAUUUCUUUUGUAAAUAUAUAUAUUUUUAUAGGUAAAUAUAAUUGUUAUUAUUUUUCUGUUCCUGUAUUUUACAU
Molecule: messenger RNA, 1042 nt
Organism: Nezara viridula (southern green stink bug)
Lineage: Eukaryota; Metazoa; Arthropoda; Insecta; Hemiptera; Pentatomidae
Source: the annotation of a GenBank genome assembly